AUGAAGAUUGUAAUUCUACUCCUUUCUCUUCUGGGGCUGGCAAUCUCUUUACCAGUGAACCAAAUGGGCAGACUCCUUGCUACAAGCAACAGCAGAGAGAUACUACGACUGAUGCAAAGAUACAAAGCCAUGGGGAACAAUCCGCAGCAAACACAGCAAAGGCCAAGAUUGGGGCCUGGAUUGCCUCCAGCAAAGCUGGUUCCAGAUCAGAAUCCAUCAGUAAACCAGGUGCCCAAUGAGCAGGUUGCUCCACUUGAAUGGACGUUUGCAAAUUUCCCAGUUACUUCCAAUUUCCCACAAAACCCACCAGAGCUGGGAGGGCCAAACAUGCAAAACUUUCCUGGCUAUAAUGUACUACCGUUCACCCAGAUGCUCCCAUUGGACCUUAAUUCUCUUGCUAUCCUAUUGGGGGCAUUGACACUUCCUCAGACGCUGCCUGUAGCGGGCGUUGGAACAACUAUGCCACAACAGCUGCUGCCACCCCAAUCGAUGCUUCCAAUUAUAGUUGCGCAAAUGGGGCCACAGGGUGCAGUGCUCAGUUCUGAAGAAAUGCCACCACAGUCGCAGAUCGUUGGGGUUCUAGUCCCUGGAGGAGGAUUCUUCCCUUUGGGCCAGGCCCUUCCUGAAGGUCAAGAAGAUCUUCUUCCAGCAAACCAGGCUGGUUCUAAUCCGGGCAACCUACCAUUUCCAGAGGGCACAGCAGCAGCCAUCCAGAAGAUUUCUCCAACAGCAAGUGAUGGCCUGAGCGAGGUUGCAAGCGGGUUAUACCCAACCCCCUCGGGCUUCAGACAGCCAGGCCCUGUGACGAAUGGUGUGUUUGCCGAACCAACUGCUGGCAUGAAUAUGGAGCCGAGUGAACUCCGGGAACCGCCUACGUCUCUCGUAAGACUUGAUAAGGACAAUAAUGGGAAGCAGCAGCACAAUCUGUCUCGGUCACAUGUGAGAGGAGACAGCUACGUGCCAUUAAGCACCGUGGCGAGUAAGCCAUUGAAAGAACCAUAAAGGGAGACCUCUCAAUUAUCAUGUCUUCUGUGUAUUGUAUAUCGUAUGCAGAUGCUAACAUGUGCGUGGUAACUGAGUUGAAAUUUGCGCUAGGGGUGGUUGGAGGAUUUUUUGUUUUUUUUGAAAAAAUAGUAAUCAUUAUGGAUUGUAUCUAACAUUAAUCCUGCUUAGAGGAGACCCAAUGACAUUAAUGGACACGAGCAACUUAGGCCCCUCAACUUUAGUGGGUCUUAGUUGGAUACAGCCUUACUAGUUGGAAAAUUUGGAAAUUCCCAUUCCAGAAAGGGAAAUACUCUUUUAACAGCCUUAUAACAAUGCUUAGCAGCUUUUAAUUCCGGCUCUAGAGCUUAAUGACGACAGGUUGAGUUGGGUGAUACAUAUUUUAAGAAAGAUUAUCGUGAGAAUCUUUUUAUUUAGUUUCAUGCCUCUUUACAGUGAGAUCCUUUUUCAUAAAGAUUCUCUUAUAUACAGGGAGGAAUCUUCACUUGCAGGGGUUCCAUUUAGGGAGGGAAACCAGAAUCUCCCUUUUCCCUUUUCCAGACACUCUGCAAUAAUUCAUUGGAAGCAUAGAUCCGUAGCCUGCAAACGAGUUCCAUAUACUGAGCGGCUAUUGUGAUAAAUGAUUAAUGGCCAAAUUACACAUGUGAGCAGAAGACCUGAGUUUUUAAUCAUAGGAACUGCCCAAAUCACAUGUAAAAGGGUGCCAUUUAAAGUACAAAAGUGGUGUAUGAGGUCCUCUAUGCUGUUUUUGUCCUCAACUAAGUCUGCAGGGGCCACAUGCCAGUUCCUGCCUGCUAGGGAUAAGACUUGAAAAAAUGCUUCAUUACCACUUUCUUAUAUGAUGCAAAGCCAAAAAAACCAAAUUAUAAAUUCAUGGGAGAUGUAUCCUGCUGAAGAUAUCAGAUAAUGAGAGACUGUCCAUCAAAGAACACAUUCAUUAUAUUUCACGAUUUGACAUGACGUGGUGAACAGUGUGCCACAAAUGUCCCUUUCCUCAUUGUGCCAUAUUGCAUCUGAUAGCAAUUUCUGGCAGCAAUGCAUAA
Podarcis muralis (Common wall lizard) is the source of this 2045-nucleotide messenger RNA. The record is from RefSeq and is a predicted model, not a curated record. Lineage: Eukaryota; Metazoa; Chordata; Lepidosauria; Squamata; Lacertidae.